Messenger RNA from Hibiscus syriacus, 942 nucleotides. RefSeq lists its product as uncharacterized. Gene Ontology annotation, biological process: chloroplast organization; regulation of DNA-templated transcription. Gene Ontology annotation, cellular component: chloroplast. The transcript is spliced from 4 exons. NCBI's taxonomy places the organism in Eukaryota, Viridiplantae, Streptophyta, Magnoliopsida, Malvales, Malvaceae. Gene Ontology annotation, molecular function: double-stranded DNA binding. Bases 1 to 942 code for a protein of 313 amino acids. The record is from RefSeq and is a predicted model, not a curated record.
AUGCAUUGUUAUGCUUGCUUUUGGAACCAUCACCUUUUUACUUCAUGUCGAUUUAAGAAGGUAUUAGAAGACUCGUUAUUGAGGAAGCGGGAGGGAAGUAACCUUGUAGAAGGCAUCAUCUCGCUUACCGACAUUUUUAGAUUCUCUUACUUGGUUAGAACCUAUCCAAGGAAGGAUUAUCAGUCUCUAAUUCUCAGAUACCUUACAAGGUCUUCAAAUGAGAAUUCAUUUACAGUUUCAUACCUCAAAAACAAAUGUGGGUUGUCCUUAGAAUCUGCUUUAAAGGCCACCAGAUAUGUUCAUUUUGAAUCCCCCGAAAAGCCUGACUCUGUCCUUGCCGUUCUCAAGAACCAUGGUUUCUCAAAGCCCCAAAUCACCCGCCUCAUCAAGGGACGCCCGGCAGUGCUUACAUCAAAUGUUGAGAAAACCAUUUUGCCCAAGCUUGAGUUCUUAAUCUCUAAAGGUGUUUCAAACCCCGACCUUGCCCAUAUCUUGUCUCAUAACCCAACAUUUUUGUUCUCAAGCUUAGAAAAUAAUAUACGCCCAUCUUAUAAUUUCCUUAGUACCGUGCUUAAGUCCAGUGAGAAAAUUAUCCUUGCUGAAUGUAAUAUUGCUUCAACAUUUUGUUCACAGCCUACAACGUUUUUUAGAAGUCCACGUAAAUUUAAGGAUAUGGUAAAGGAAACAAAGGAAAUGGGAUUUACUCCUUCUAAGCCAUUGUUUAUGGAAGCACUCUAUGCGAUGAGUUCAACGAGCAAACCGACAUGGAAGAGGAAGAUUGAUUUCUUUAAAAAGUUUGGUUGGUCUGAGGAGGAGGUUUUUGAAGCUUUUCGGAGGUAUCCUUCGUUCAUUUCGUUUUCUGAGUACAGAUAUAUGGUGAUGAUCGAUUUCCUUGUGAACAAAAUGGGCUUUCCGUCUAGUGUUUUCGUGAAACCUCCCUAA